GUGUAAUUAAUGCAAAACGCGUAUCGGGAUGAUAGAUAUCUUAAUCUAUAAAGUCCACAACUUUAACGCUUUAACAACUCAAUUCACGACGCCAGCAGCCGCGUUUUUCUGCCAGAUUCUUUUGUUUUGGGCAUUGAAUGAGUAUAUUUUUAUUAAGAUUUUAGAAUGGCUGGUCCGUCAUCUGAUCAGAAUAAUAUUGCCCAGAAGACAUGGGAGUUGUCAAACUGCAUUGAAACUAUCAGCACCAUGGACGAGAUUUAUAGAUACGACAGAAAGGAACAACAAGAUAUAUUAACUGCCAAACCAUGGGAAAAAGACCCCCAUUUCUUCAAGGACAUAAAAAUAUCUGCGUUAGCUCUGUUAAAAAUGGUUAUGCAUGCACGAUCUGGUGGGACGCUAGAAGUAAUGGGUCUCCUGCUUGGUAAAGUAGCAGCAAACACGAUGAUUGUAAUGGAUUCCUUUGCAUUGCCAGUCGAAGGGACCGAAACUAGAGUAAAUGCUCAAGCUCAAGCUUAUGAGUACAUGACAGCAUAUAUAGAAGCAGCUAAACAAGUUGGUAGAUUAGAGAAUGCAAUCGGAUGGUAUCACAGUCAUCCUGGAUAUGGCUGCUGGUUGUCUGGUAUUGAUGUAUCCACCCAGAUGCUCAAUCAAAAUUUCCAAGAACCAUUUGUUGCAAUUGUCAUCGAUCCAGUGAGAACCAUCUCCGCUGGCAAAGUUUGCCUUGGUGCAUUCAGAACUUAUCCUAAAGGAUAUAAACCUGCUAAUGAAGAGCCGUCAGAAUACCAGACGAUACCACUGAACAAAAUCGAGGACUUUGGUGUUCAUUGUAAACAAUAUUACUCCUUGGAGGUGUCCUACUUCAAGUCUGCAUUGGAUAGACGACUGCUCGACUCAUUAUGGAAUAAAUACUGGGUGAACACUUUGAGCUCUUCUAGCCUAUUGACAAAUGCGGAUUACACCACCGGCCAAAUAUUCGAUUUGUCGGAUAAAUUAGAACAUUCGGAAUCAGCUUUGGGUAGAGGAUUUGUUUUAGGCGGCACGGAUCCUCAUGAUCGCAGUACAGUGGAAAAACUCAUAAAAGCGACCAGGGACAGUUGUAAAACUACCAUCGAAGUUAUUCAUGGUUUAAUGGCGCAAAUUAUCAAGGACCGUCUGUUCAAUCACGUCGGUAGUAACGUGUCUUGUGAUUCUCAGCAAAAAUAAUAAUAUUCAGUAUAAUGUGUGUGAUAAUAAAUCUGCUAUGUGUAUUUGUAAUAAAGAUAUGUGUCCUCGUUUAA
This is a messenger RNA of Trachymyrmex cornetzi, 1277 nucleotides long. RefSeq names its product COP9 signalosome subunit 5 (gene CSN5). The record is from RefSeq and is a predicted model, not a curated record. Lineage: Eukaryota; Metazoa; Arthropoda; Insecta; Hymenoptera; Formicidae. The transcript has 5 exons. The coding region runs from base 166 to 1203 and encodes 345 amino acids. Gene Ontology annotation, molecular function: metallopeptidase activity; protein binding.